Diversispora eburnea is the source of this 203-nucleotide messenger RNA. The record is from the annotation of a GenBank genome assembly. NCBI's taxonomy places the organism in Eukaryota, Fungi, Glomeromycota, Glomeromycetes, Diversisporales, Diversisporaceae.
CAGAUUAUGAUUAUAUUAUGCAAUGUCGUGAUAUAGAACCUAGAUAUAAAAUUUUAAAAGAUUUGGAUCAACCUAUAUUCUACUUGCAAAAUAGGGGCAGAACCUUAUUGCUUUACAAUAAUGACUCUAAUCAAAAUACAAAUAUAUCUAAUACUACUAUGAAUGUUCUCUAUAUAGAAUCUCAACCUUUAGAUAAGGACAAA